Molecule: messenger RNA, 6804 nt
Organism: Danio aesculapii
Lineage: Eukaryota; Metazoa; Chordata; Actinopteri; Cypriniformes; Danionidae
Gene: dvl1a
Product: dishevelled segment polarity protein 1a
Biological process (GO): intracellular signal transduction; canonical Wnt signaling pathway
Cellular component (GO): cytosol
Molecular function (GO): frizzled binding
Source: RefSeq, a predicted model, not a curated record
ACCGUCCCUUCCUGUUUUACUGGCGAUCAGAGAGAAACAUUGACGCCGCGAUAGAGACGCGCAAGCUUCGAUUAUGUCUGGAACCACUCGCACCGUCCGACACCGGGAUUUUUGUUUGCCUACGUAGACCGGCAACCAGCAAUGUCGCCUUAUAGCGCAUAUAUGACACUUGACGAGUUGUAGUCUACAUAUAUAUAUUUAUUUGUAUCGCGCUGCUGCAACCCUUGCUCCUUCUGUCAAUGAUUGUCCUACCCAUAUAAGCCUACUCAUGGCGGAGACCAAAAUUAUAUACCAUAUCGACGAAGAAGAAACCCCUUAUUUAGUGAAGCUGACGGUUUCUCCGGAAAAAGUCACGUUGGCGGAUUUUAAAAAUGUCCUCAACAACCGACCGGUCAACAGUUACAAAUUCUUUUUCAAGUCUAUGGAUCAGGAUUUCGGAGUCGUCAAAGAAGAAAUCUCCGAUGAUAAUGCCAAGCUGCCUUGCUUCAACGGCAGAGUGGUGGCCUGGUUGGUGUUGGCUGAAGGCACACACUCGGAUGGGGGAUCUCAGUGCACAGAGAGCCACAAAGAGCUGCCGCCCCCUUUGGAGAGAACCGGAGGGAUUGGAGAUUCCAGACCCCCCUCUUUCCAUGCCAAUGCGGUGAGCAGUCGAGAUGGUCUGGACACAGAGACGGGCACAGAGUCUCUCCAGAGCCAGCGGAGGGAGCGCGAGAGGGAUCGAGCUCACAGGAGGGCGAGAGAAGGUGAAUUCCCUCGGGUGAACGGUCAUCCGAAAUCGGAGCGUCUGAACCGUGACUCGGCUGUUGUUUAUGACAGUGCGUCUGUCAUGAGCAGUGAACUGGAAUCCAUCUUUAUUGACAGUGACGAGGACGCCAGCAGUCACAGACUCAGCAGUUCGACAGGGCAGAGCUCUUUAUCACACUCAAUGCGGAAACACAAACUCACACGACGGAGACCAAAAGACCACAAGAUGAACAGAUCGUCGUCCUUCAGUAGUAUUACAGACUCCACCAUGAGCCUCAACAUUAUCACUGUCACUCUAAACAUGGAGAAGUACAACUUCCUGGGGAUCAGUAUAGUCGGUCAGAGUAAUGACAGAGGAGAUGGAGGUAUUUAUAUUGGCUCAAUCAUGAAAGGCGGAGCGGUGGCGGCGGAUGGGAGGAUCGAGCCUGGAGACAUGCUGUUACAGGUGAAUGAUGUGAACUUUGAAAACAUGAGUAAUGAUGAUGCUGUCAGGAUUCUGCGGGAGAUCGUCUCCAAACCUGGGCCAAUAAGCCUUACAGUGGCCAAAUGUUGGGACCCCUCUCCGAGAAGCUACUUCACAAUCCCUAGAGCCGAGCCGGUGAGACCUAUUGAUCCUGCAGCCUGGAUCACACACACUACAGCACUUUCUGGGCCGUUCCCACAUUAUGAGUUUGACGACCUUCCGCUUUCAGUGUCUAAAACGGAUAUGGCAACUAUAGUAAAGGUCAUGCAGCUUCCAGAUUCAGGCCUGGAGAUCAGAGACCGAAUGUGGUUGAAGAUCACUAUAGCCAAUGCUGUCAUUGGAGCGGAUGUUGUUGACUGGUUGUUUUCUCGGGUGGAAGGAUUCAAGGAUCGCAGGGAUGCCAGGAAAUACGCCAGCAGCUUGUUGAAGCACGGUUACCUGAGACACACAGUCAAUAAAAUCACCUUCUCGGAGCAGUGCUACUACACUUUUGGAGAUCUGUGCCAAAAUAUGGCUUCUCUCAAUCUAAAUGAGGGAUCCAGUGGUGGUGGCUCUGACCAGGAUGGUCUCGCUCCUCUUCCUGCUCCAGGAACAAACCCGUGGCCCCUCGGUGGGCAGCCUUACCCUUACCCGGGUUACCCCACCCCUCCGCCAGGCUUUCCUCCUGGAUAUUCAGAUCCCUGCCACAGUUUCCACAGCGGCAGCGCAGGCAGCCAACAGAGCGAAGGCAGCAGAAGCAGUGGCUCAAACCCCAGCGCUGGCAAAGGACGCAGGGCCUCGCCCCGAGAGAAGGAACACAAGGCACCCUGCUGUGGUGGCAGUGAAUCAGAACUGGUCACAUGGGUCACAAGAAGGGGCGAAAGAGCACCCAGUCAGCUGAGCCACCAAAGCCACAGCCGCUCGGCCGCCAGCCAGUCCCAAUCCGCUUACAGUCACGGCCACACACAGUGCCACCUCAUCCCACAGCACAGCCUCAGCUUCAGCUACAGUCAUGCUCCAUUCAUUCAGCCCAGUCAUCUGUCUUGUGCCCACAGCGAGAGGAGUCACGGCUCUUCUUAUGGCCCGCCGGGUUUACCCCCUCCCUACUGCCUUGCGCAUCUCGCCCCCAAAACAGCCACGGGCAACAGCAACAGCCCGCCCGGAGCUCCUCCGGUUCGAGAGAUUGGAAACGUCCCGCCAGAACUCACAGCAAGUCGGCAGUCUUUUCAGCACGCUAUGGGCAAUCCGUGUGAGUUCUUUGUGGAUAUUAUGUGACAGGAGAGAGUGCCUUCAACAGUUCACUUCAUGAGGUUUUGCUACUGACGAUCCGAUACCUGCACUGAGAAUGUACACACUGAUGCACAAUCUAAAGGAAGAGUUCACCUAAUGCUGGAAAUUCUGUCGUUUGCUCUAAACUUAUUCUGUGAAACAGGAAAAUCUGUUUAGUUGACUAACGUUAACUGAAACUAUGAAAUUAUUUCAUUUAUUAAUUUUCCUUUGGCUUACUCCCUUUAUUCAGCAGGGGUCACCACAGUGGAAUGAACUGCCAACUUAUCCAGCAUAUGGAAACUGGGAAACACCCAUACACACUCAUACACUAAGGCCAAUUUAGUUUAUUUAAUUCACCUAUAGCGCAUGUCUUUGGACUGUGGGGGAAACCGGAGCACCCGGAGGAAACCCGCACCAACAUGGGGAGAACAUGCAAACUACACACAGAAAUGCCAACUGACCCAGCCGGGACUCGAACCAGCGACCUUCUUGCUGUGAGGUGACAGUGCUAACCACUGAGCCACCGUGUCGCAUGAAAUUAUUUAUUUUCAGUAAUUUAAAUAAAACUUAAUUAAAAUAUACACAUAAAAAAAUGAGUGUUGUAAUAUUUCUAAAAUAUUAUUAAAAUUAUAACUAGGAUGAAUUCAAAAUAAACAAUUAUACAGUUAAGCUGUUUUAAACAUGUAUUUUAAAUAGCACAUAAGAAGCACAUACAAUUGCGACAUUUUAAUUUAAAUUUAAAUGAACGCUUAAAAAAUGCAUUCAUUUUAGUAUAUAAAUAAUACUUUUAUUAUUAAGUAUUAUUAUGUAUUAUAGCUAUUUUUUCUAAAUCACAAAUAAAAUGCACAUACAAUUUCUAUUCAAUCUGACACUAGAUAUUAGUCAGAGAACCACAGCACCAAAAUACUUCAACUGCUCCAAUCUAACAGCAGAACACAAUUGCAUUUUCUUUCUCUUUGAAUUAAGCAAUAGAACAACAUAUUCUUGCAUUAAGAACAAUAUAAAAAACACAAACCAAAUAAAAUAAAGUCAGAAUUAUUAGCCCCCCUUUUUUUCUUUUUUAAAUAUUUCCCAAAGUAUGCUUAACAGAGCAAGGAAAUUUUUCACAGUAUGUCUGAUAAUAUUUUUUCUUCUGGUGAAAAUCUUAUUUGUUUUAUUUCGGCUAGAAAAAAGCAGUUUUUAAUUUUUUUAAAAAACAUUUUAAGGUCAAAAUUAUUAGCCCCUUUAGCUCUUGUUUUUUCUAUAGUCUACAGAACAAACCAUCAUUAUAUAAUAACUUGUCUAUUUACCCUAACCUGCCUAGUUAACCUAAUUAACAUAGUUAAGCCUUUAAAUGUCACUUUAAGCUGUGCAGAAGUGUCUUGAAAAAUAUCAUGGCAAAGAUCAAAAUGAAUCAGUUAUUAGAGAUGAGUUAUUAAAACUAUUAUGUUUAGAAAUGUGUUGAAAACAGAAAUUGGGGAAAAAAUAAGCAGGGGGGUUUAAUAAUUCAGGGGGGGGCUAUUCUGACUUCAACUGUAUAUAAUAAUAAUAAUAAUAAUAAUAAUAAUAAUAAUAAUAAGAAGAAGAAGAAGAUAGAUAGAUAGAUAGAUAGAUAGAUAGAUAGAUAGAUAGAUAGAUAGAUAGAUAGAUAGAUAGAUAGAUAGAUAGAUAGAUAGAUAGAUAGAUAGAUAGAUAGAUAGAUAGAUAGAUAGAUAGAUCUAUACAUUGACUGCUUUUAAGUAUGUAAUUCUCAUCAAAUACAUUUAUUCUUUUUAUCAUUCAUUCAUUUUCUUUUCGACUUAGUCCCUUUAUUAAUCUGUGGCUGCCACAGUGUAAUGAACCGCCAACUUAUCCGGCAUAUGUUUUACACUUCCAGCCACAACCCAACACUAGGAAACACCCAUACACUCUUGCAUUCACACACAUACACUACAGACAAUCUAGCUUUUUCAAUUCACCUAUCCGCUUGUUAAAUGUGACAUCACACGAAGCGGCUUCUGGGUCCAAGCGCUAUAUCAAACUGUAUGGGGAGACUCAUCAAAUGGUAAUAAUAAAUGUUAAAUAGUUAAAAUAUUGGUGUCUGUGAUUCAAGUUCAGAGACUGUUGUGUACACUAUGAUUUCAUAUAAAUAUAAUGUGUGAUAUGACUAAAAAGUGGCCAUAAAUAUUUUCUCAAUUCAAAUUAGUAGCGGCUUGGACCCGGAAACAAUAUUCCACUCGUCAUAAUUUAACAAGUGGAUAGCACAUGUCUUUGGACUGUGGGGGAAACCGGAGCACCCGGAGGAAACCCACGCUAACACGGGUAGAACUGACCCAGCCGGGCCCAAACCAGCGACCUUCUUGCUGUGAGGUGAUCGUGUUACCCACUGUGCCACCGUGACGCCUUUAUACUAUAAAAUAAAUCUAAAAGUGAUCAUGUUUUUUACGAUUUAUUUAUAACAGUAUUUUCAAAUAUUAUUUUAGAAACCGACUCUAGAAGUGCGUACAAUUACUAAAAUUUAAGCAAAAAUUUUGAUUUAGUUACAAACAUGUUUUACAUGUUUAAUAUGAAGAUGAAUAUCCAAUUAAUUUCCAUAAAAUGAAAGUGGAUCGUUUAUUAAAUGAUUAACAACAUGUAUUAAGCAGCCCAGGCUACUUUCAUUUUACUUUUAUGAUAACUUUGAAAGUUUGAUUUUUGUUCAUCAUAUUGGAGCUUGACAGCCCCAGUCGACACACUUCUUGUGUGUGACAAAAAACUCACGAGAAUAUCAAUUAAAUAUUAACUUUUAUUGUUCAUCACAAGUGUGCAAGCAUUUGAAACAUGAGCAAAUGAUGACAGAAUGUUCAUUUUUAGGUCUGCUCUUCCUUUAAUGUCCAUCCAAUGUUAUUUAGAUCAGCGAAGAACACUUAAAAAAAAAAAAGCACAAUCGCAGAGCUAGUUCAGACUCUGGCACAAAAACACAGCAGUAGCAGCACAAGAUAACACAAUUACUAAGCUUUUAUCAGGAAUCUCGAUGUAUCCGAUUGUCUGCUUCUUAUACUCGGCUGCUCUGCACUUUGCACAAGUUACAAGCUAGACACAACAGUCCAAACCCUGACAUAUAUAUCCAAUUGCAUUUGAUUGAUAACCCUGUCGACAAUCAGACAUUGUUGUUAUUACAACUGACAUCCCUAAACAUUGCUGAAUGUAUCGUCUUGGGAUGCUACAACCACGUUAACUCUCUCAUUAGCAUGUUAAAGGAACACUCACUUUUUAUUUUUGGAAAUAGGCUAUUUUGAGCCGAUCUCUGGGUUUUGCAGGAGCACUUUUAGCUUAGCUUAGCUCAUUGAAUCGGUUUAGACCAUUAGCAUCUCACUCAAACAUUUCAUAAAGUGAUAUGUUUUUGAUUAGGUUUUGAGAGUUUUACUAUAAAGCUUGACUCUUCUUCUGGCUAGGAAUUAUACACUCAAUUUGGCGUAAUGAUCAAGGAAACAUGACUGCAGCAAGCAUAAUGUUAUUACGCAGUGCUGAAAAUAGUGCACAGUUAGAUAAUUUGCUAACAGUGACAUAUAAAAUCAGCUUUGUUUAUUUUAUAUCAGACUUAGCACAAAUAAAAUCUUUCUUGAGUUUGAGCAAGAUGCUAAUGGGCUAAUCUGAUUUAAUGAUCUAUGCUAAGCUAAAAGCACUCCUGCCAGACAGAAAUCAACUGAAUAAAUUAAAAACAGCUACAACUAAACUGUUAACUCUAGAGGAGUUGUAAAAUGAGCAGAUUUCUAAAUAAAGUUGAGUGUUCCUUUAAACUAUUGCUAAAAAUGUUAAUGUUGGACUCAUGGUUGCCAAAUGUACAUGAUGAUACAUUUUUGACUAUAACAAACAGGUGCUUUUCUUCGCAUCUGUGAACUGACUGUUCAAACAUCACCAGUUGUCUUAGUACUGACCACUGUAUUACAAACAUCACUGUACAGAUAAUGCAGUAGAGAGCGUUUAAGGUGUAAUGAUACUAAAACAGGCAGAUAGGAUAACCAAAUUCCCAGUUAUUGAGUGGUCUAAAAUGAUUUUUUUAAUGGAGGAAAGGACAUGGUGUCUGUUAUGGUCAUGUUUACUUGUAAAGCAGUGAGGUGUUGUUUGAGAAAAUGCGUUUGUAAUGUUUUAUUUUUUAUAUUAUUCCAUGAACUCAUCUAUCUGCCUGAGCCAAACCAGAAAUGAGUUAGCUUGCUUUUUUUUUGGUCAAGCACUUUUGGACUGAAACUUCUGGGCCCUUUAGAAUGAAAACACUGAUUACAGUGGAAGCUGUUUGCUUUAUUGUUUCUUGACAAAAGAGGAAUAAUAAAUUGUAAAUAUAAUGACACAUAUAUAUAUAUUAUAAAUAUAUAUAUAAAACAGAGAAAAUAAAAUGUAUGUAUGAAGAAGUG